Molecule: messenger RNA, 1742 nt
Organism: Wyeomyia smithii (pitcher-plant mosquito)
Lineage: Eukaryota; Metazoa; Arthropoda; Insecta; Diptera; Culicidae
Gene: TpnC73F
Product: troponin C
Exons: 5
Coding region: 695-1147 (150 amino acids)
Molecular function (GO): enzyme regulator activity; calcium ion binding
Source: RefSeq, a predicted model, not a curated record
UCGGCUGUGCUGUCCUGUCCUACAGCAGCCAAGAACCAACCGCUAGAAAAAGAUACGGCAAAAUCUACAACUGUUUUUCAUAUAACCUCCGGGGAUCGGACACACUGAACACCAACACCCAGACCGGACCCCAUAGGGGCCGUGUCCCGUUCGACACUAACACCAACACUCAACGACGCAGGCACCUAGAGCAAAGCCGGAAUAACGGGGUUUAAUAAAAGGCAGUAGCACUCUGAUCACCGCCCGCAGAAUAUAUCGUGGAAAAUCAUCAACAUCAUCGUCGUCGCCACCGAUCCAGGUUCUGAAACAAGUUGGAAAAUUCCCUCGCUCCAAAUAGAAAUUUAAACCCGGGGACGGUUUACUUUCUUUUAUUGUGUGUUGGAGAACGCAAGAAAAACUCGUUGCGUCAGUCAGUGCUGCGAUCAUCGGAAAACGACAGUAUAGUGCGUUUAUAGUUGUUGCACCCCACGGCAGAGCAGUGCACGGAAUCGCCGUUCCACCCAGUCAGUCGGUGUUUGUAGGUCGUACCGUUAACAAGGUUCGCGGCCUCUAGAACCGGAUCGUUUGAAACGAAAAAAAAAAACCGUACAGUACAGUGCGGUGCAUUUGGGAUUUUAGUGAAAUUUUGCAUUUAGCUUAAGUGAAAGUUGCUUUUUUUACCGUUUGAACCGUUAAUAAAAAAGAAGAAUACACAAUGGAUGAUCUCACCCCGGAACAGAUUGCAAUUCUGCAGAAGGCCUUCAACAGCUUCGACCGCGAGAAGACUGGCAGCAUCUCGUCCGAAACGGUCGGCGAAAUCCUGCGGCUGAUGGGACAGCCCUUCAACAGCAAGAUCCUCGAGGAGAUGAUUGAGGAGGUCGACGAGGACAAAUCCGGUCAGAUUGAGUUCUCCGAGUUUAUCACACUAGCGGCCAAGUUCAUCGUUGAGGAAGACGAGGAAGCGCUACAGAAGGAGCUGCGAGAAGCGUUCCGUUUGUAUGACAAAGAAGGCAAUGGCUUCAUCCCAACCUCCUGCCUGCGGGAAAUCCUCCGAGAGCUGGAUGACCAGCUAUCCGAGGAAGAUUUGGACAUGAUGAUCGAGGAAAUCGACUCCGAUGGCUCGGGAACGGUUGAUUUCGAUGAAUUCAUGGAAAUGAUGACCGGUUAAAUGGAGCCCCAACAGCAACGCAAUGUCCUCUCGUAGACGUUCAACAGCCCUCUCCUUUUUUUGGUAUAUACCACGCAAAUAAUCUGAUUAAGUUAUCAUUUACUGUAUUACAAACAUGACGACACACAUAUAUAUUUCACCCUUAUUAUUCGAAGAGUGCAGAAGGAGCAGCAUAAGUUUGUGAACGUGUUGUUAUUCAACGAAAAAGUUUCAUUUUUCUAGCGUUAGUGUUUUUGUAUUAUGUCUGUAAAACAAAAAAAAAUGAUUAUUUUAAAUGAUAAGCCACGACCACUUUUUGGUUUAUAUAGUUUGGGAAUUCGUUUGUUUACUCCGUUACGUGUGCCAAACGCGCUAGUCGUAUUCUGUAGAGAUUAGUUUCUAAAACAAAACAAAGCAAUAACAGGAAUGGCACUUCUGGAGCAAGGAAAACCUACGGCCAAUUUAUUUUACAACGGCAAUUGAUAAUCUCAUAAAGGUUUUUAUUUAUAACUUUAAUGUAGUAUUGUUUCAUUGUGGUAAAACCUAUGAUCAUAAUGUUAUCUGCUGAAUUCCCAUGUUUAAUAGUAAAUAUAUCAAGUUCGACUCAAAACUAUCA